GUGCUCAGUGGGGAAAAAAUACUGCUUCAGGAAAAAAAAUCUAGAAAGCCGACAGCAGAAAGGAAAAAAAAAAAUGCAUACAUUCUUAAAAAAUAAAUAAAUAGUACACAAGGUGACCGGGAUGAGUGGUGUGCAGGGGAUCAUCGUGAGUGGCGAGGCGUCAGAGUCUGAUGAGGAAGAGGAGUUUUGUGCUGCCCAGGCCAAAGGUCAACUGCUUGCCCAGAGAGCUCAAGGAAUUCCAGUUGAGGGCAGUGCAGUCAGACAACCCACCAAAGUGCAGCACCAGCAACAACCACAUCUUAUUAAAAGAACUCACGUCUCUCUCCUCCACCAGAAGCUAUGGGAGACCAACACAUCCUUAGAGCAAAACUUGGCCGAGUGCAUCCGUGGCCCAUUGAGGGAACAGAGCAGCCGUAUGCAGCACCUCAGCGGAACCCUAUCAGCAGUUCAGACCUCCACCUUGUCAACUCACAAUGCUCUCACUCAAGCUUCCCGCAACCUCUCUCGGACCAAUUUCCUUCUUGCUGGCUUAGAUGAUAACCCUUUGUCCUCACUGAAAAUAUUGCAAUGACAAAAAAGUAAAUAGAACACUACACUACACUUACCAUGUACAUAGACAAUUAAUGUUAUUCACAUUAUAGUGGGAGAUACUUCUGUGCCUGCAACUCCUGCAUACCCUCAUACUUUCAUAUCUCUUUUCUCCAAGUGAUUCAAGCCAUCUCAGGGUGCUAAAGUUUACCACUACCACACCACAGUUCAUUCCUUCUCCCCUAUCAGCAGUGCCAUGUAACCUUAUUGUUGCAGCACCAAUGUAUCCACCUAAUAUCCCUUAUUGCAUUUCAGUUGUGCUCCAUUUACCUUCCACUGUGUAGGUAACUCUCAAAUGAUUAAUUUCCUUUGCUUACAUCAGAGACCUUUGAUUAUUAUGAAGGCAUAAGUCAGUGCUAAACUACUUAACCAUCAUGUGCUUUUCAUGUAUUUUAAAAAUCUCCAUGCACACCUUCCAUUCAUCACAAGCUGAAAUGAUCCUAUCGCUAGCUUCCUGCCUAACUCUCACCAUGUUUUCUUCAUACUUACAUACACUAGCACACUAUUCUUACUCUAUGUAGAUUUGGGAAAUAAAAUAUUUAACUUUCUUUUCAUGCAAACAAAUGUGGAAGAGGAAAACUUUUGAUAAAUGUCAGCAAAAGUGUGUGUGUGUGUGUGUGUGUGUGUGUGUGUGUGUGUGUGUGUGUGUGUGUGUGUGUGUGUGUGUGUGUGUGUGUGUGUGUGUGUGUGUAUAAUCAUAUCAAAUGUAAUACAGUUACAGUUCCUAAUAUGUUAUCAGUGAUCCAGUCAUUGCAAUAGACUUGUGAUUAAUGAAACAAAAGCACACCUCUGGUCCUCAGUGAAAUCCUUUUAAGUUUGAAACAAAGGGUGUGGCUUUCAAGUUAUGGCUGAGCACUGACAACAUUCUGUAUCAUCACAAUAUUCUUCCACUGUUGUGCAUCAUUUGGUAAUAUUGUAUUCAUCACAGUAAUAAUACUACCAAGUUGUCAGUAUAUCUUAGAAUUAUCACUUGCAAUGUGGAUAGUAUCCAGUCAUAAGCAUUUAUAGGGAAUUAUCACUUGCAAUGUGGAUAGUAUCCAGUCAUAAGCAUUUAUAGCUGAGUUUAUUAAUUAUUCUCAAAUCACUCACAUUUCAAAUAAUAGGGAUCAUAGGCUAUACACAGAAUUUCAAGAUGCCUUGAGGAGGGCAGGUCAUGCCUCACCCUAAACCCUUAGUUUGGUUUUGUAAUGUAAGAACUGUCACUUCUUGUCAGAUCUUGUGAUUACACUAUCACAAAUUGCCCUGCAUAAUAUGAAGUGUACACCAUGUAGGUUAAUUCCAUCGUACAAAUGGUAUACAUAUGUUUAAAAUGUAAGAGAAAAAGACUUAAGAUGCUUCUUCUGCAGCAGGACUGUGCAUUAAGCAGCUGCGCUUCAUUGAAUGUCAUCAGUGUACAGUUAUUUGUCUGUUCUGUUGAUAUAUUUUGACAUCGCUUUAUCAAAUAAAUACUUGCAGAACUUCU
This is a messenger RNA of Scylla paramamosain (green mud crab), 2050 nucleotides long. RefSeq lists its product as uncharacterized. Gene Ontology annotation, cellular component: BLOC-1 complex. Bases 122 to 571 code for a protein of 149 amino acids. The record is from RefSeq and is a predicted model, not a curated record. Lineage: Eukaryota; Metazoa; Arthropoda; Malacostraca; Decapoda; Portunidae. The transcript is spliced from 5 exons.